CAUUCAGCGCCAUCUUUCUUUUGGGGUCUCCCGCCGAUUCGGCGCAUCGUUUCAUUUAAUUCAUUUCGUAUCAUUUCGUAUCGGUUAUCUCUUGCGACUUGGACCGGCCUGAACGUGAAUCGUGAUUUCGCACAGAAGAAAUCCGAAAAGGUGUGAAAAGGCGGUGGCCGAAGACGGAUUGAGAAAGAAGUCUACCAGCGUGACUUGUUAGGGGAGAGGGAGAAAAAGAGGAAAAAGAAGAGAGACGACGGAAUUAUUUCUUUCUUCGAGUUCGACAUUGGUCAACCUUUCAGCAGUGAAGUUUCCUGUUAUUAUUAUAUCUAACAGUCGCGCAGAUUUCAAUCUCUUCGCAACAAAAUCCAUAGCAACAUCAACUGAAUAUAAUACACACAUUACUAGUAUUGAAGCCAAUUCUUCGGAACGUGCUCAGGAAAAAAACGUUUAUUGUGCAUUAGUCUUCUUCGCCACAAUUAGAACAUGGCAACCACUCAAGUGAAAGCAACGCUUUCCUUCAAAAUUAUUCACGACCCAUCAAAUGCCAUAGUUCAACAUCAAAUUUCAAAAAAUAUAGCAAAAAUGUUAGUGAUGUCAGCCAGAAAAGAACUGAGAUUAAUUACGUUUCACAUACCGAAUGAGGACUGCACGGUACAGGACCUAUUGGAUGAGGUACAAGCAGCUUUUGUACAGGACAAGGCGGAUAUUCCAUUUUCUGAUGAAACUGAAGUAAUACAAACUCACUUCAUGGUAGAUGAUCCUGUAUUGGAUAUAAACUAUAUAGUGGCUGUAGGGGAUUCUGGGAUGAUUACAUCAUCCUUUGAUGGUAGUGAUAGUAAUUAUAACACUUCUCAGGAAAAUGUAAACACUAUGAGUACUGAUUUAUUUGAAAGGACCAAUGCAUCAGAUGAAAACAGCAACUCUUCUAAAACUCUUGAGGAUAUACUGUAUCUUUACGCGGUCUACAAGAAAAACAAGGGAAAUGCUACGAAAUUGAACAAGACAAAAAAAGACAGUCCUUCCCGCGAGCAGUUCAAAGGAAAGGAUACAGCUUCGAAACUAAAACCUAUUCAAGAAGAGUCAGAUUAACAAGGCUUCCUUCGCUGCACAUCGCUCUGAUAAAUCAAACAAUAUUUUUUUCUAAUUUAAAAGAUAAUGGAUCUAUGAAAAUUUCGAAUGUAUUACAAUAAGAAUUACAGUAUGAGAAUAUAUUACAGGUAACUGUAUAAAUCGUGAGAUAUCUGUCAUAGAUUCAUUGUCUUAAAAAAAUGGGCUAAAAUGAAUGAAGAAUAAAAUAUGAUACAUUUUGCAUUUUUGUGGGAUGUCACAAAAUUAUGAAGAAGUAUAUAUUCUUUAAUUUUCAUGUAAAUGAUAAGGAAAUUUUCAGUACGUAUCAGAUGACUGACAUUUAUGUUUCCCAAAAUAUUAUAUGUACAUCUCACGAGAUAAUAUAAUAAAAAAAAUUUGACUUUGUUCAA
Molecule: messenger RNA, 1472 nt
Organism: Solenopsis invicta (red fire ant)
Lineage: Eukaryota; Metazoa; Arthropoda; Insecta; Hymenoptera; Formicidae
Exons: 7
Coding region: 478-1083 (201 amino acids)
Source: RefSeq, a predicted model, not a curated record